Zychaea mexicana is the source of this 2247-nucleotide messenger RNA. RefSeq lists its product as uncharacterized. The record is from RefSeq and is a predicted model, not a curated record. NCBI's taxonomy places the organism in Eukaryota, Fungi, Mucoromycota, Mucoromycetes, Mucorales, Lichtheimiaceae. The transcript has 2 exons. Bases 1 to 2247 code for a protein of 748 amino acids. Gene Ontology annotation, cellular component: nucleus. Gene Ontology annotation, biological process: regulation of transcription by RNA polymerase II. Gene Ontology annotation, molecular function: transcription cis-regulatory region binding.
AUGGAUUCUAGCCAAAGCGCAGCCUCGGCAGAAGCACUACUCAACCACGGCGUAAUGUGGAGCCCUGAUGAUGAUCCGUUGUUAUUAUCAUCACCACCCAUGUCGAGCAAUUUCCGUCGGUCCCACGCUACCACCACCUCAACGGCUGCUGCUGACGACUUUGAAUUUGUGGAGCAAGACGAUACUGGAUUAUCUUUGCCGCAGCACAAAGUAGAGGGUGACUAUUACGAUAAUGAACAGCAACAGGAUGUAGCGGCAAAAGAUCAACAGCAACAACCCAUGACCCUUCGCGUUUUGUUUAUGGGCAACUCGCUUUCGGACAGACACAAGACCAGCGUGCUGAAGAGAUUUGCCGAAGCCAUUGCAUUCAUGGCCCCACGACGACACUAUCCUCCUUAUUUUGGCAAUACUACAGCACUGUAUCCCGAUACUCAUAGCAAUGACAAUGACAACAACAACAACAACGAUACCUUGAUGAUGAUGGCAAAGUUCCAGGAACGCAAACAUCACAUUGUGUUUCUUGACGCAUUCGACUGUGAGCCCAUUGAAACAUACGAGGAUAACGGUCUAAGUGUAAUAGAAGCCGAUUUUACAUGGUCAUCUGACGAGAAUACGAGUAAUACUAGUAGUAGUAGUAGUAGUAGCUCUUCGUUUCUCCACCAGCAGCAACAGCAACAACAACGACGACAACGCCGUUUACGAGACUAUGUUGAUCAUUACGGACAAAAGAUCGAUCUGGUCGUUUAUUUCUACAGCAGUCAUUCGGCUGCGAUGCAUCAUCAGAUUCUUGAUCAAGAAAUGCAACAUUUGAAACACAUCAGCGUUGAUUGCAGUAUUCCCACGUGGCCUAUCUUGGUGCACAGACCGCAUGAACGCGCAGCAUCAGGAGCCAGUGGUGGUGGUGGCGGCAGUAGCCGUAACACCAGCCGACCUAGUACACACAAUACGUAUCGCACGGCCUCGCCACGAUCCCCUACACCAACAACAACAACAACAGCUGGAACAGCAUCAUCAUCAUCAACAAGAUCACAAUCGAAACUCAACAAUAAUGAGUUACUAAUGGCAGCAGCAGCAGCAGCAGUAGUGACAGAUGAAGUGGAUCCACUUAGUCUUCGACAAAGCUUCUCGGAACAGUUGAUUCGACAUAACGUCAAGUGCGUUGACUUGCCUGGUAUUAAUCCGGAACGGCCCAAGUUUCUGGGAAGCAACAACAACACAAAUAGCAGCAACAGCAAAAGUAGUAGCCGUAGCAGUAGUAAGAGCGGCAGCAACGGCGACAACCAUGAAAAUACACAAGAGCAACUGGAUAUCAUGACGGUGGACCAGUUUAAUACGAUUGACAAAAAAGAACUGGCACGUAUGUUGAAACGAUGGCAAAAAGCAGCCACGCAAAGCAGCACUACGAUCACACGGCGCGGUGGCAGUCACCAAGAGCAGCGUGGCAAACGCCUUUCACGAGGCAUAUGGGUAAAUGAUGCCGAAACAAGGAAAAUGGGCUUGAUAGGUGCGCAAAUGUUAUUGCUGCUGGCCGUACUCGUGGGAGGACUACUUUACGAUUGGGGCCAGCAUCCUACUAGAGAAGGAGGCAGCAACGAUCAGGAUGGUGACAUGAUGGGAAAGGAAACAGAGAAUGUGACCGUCGAACUACAUCCCAUGUGGAAUAUCGUGGAUCAAGAGACUUUACGACACAUGUUUAUGGUUCAAGUCCCUGCUGCUCUUUUGAUUGGAAAGGAGCAACAACAACAACAACAACAACAACAACAACAACAACAACAACAACAACAACAGAACUUUUCAGUAAUCCUGGAUCAAUACGAUCAAUUACGCGAAUAUCCGAUGGGGUACCAACGUUAUGACGACACAGUACAGAUCUACUACUAUGCGGUAGACGUACCAUCACCGUGCUUACUCAACAGCCAUCAUGAUUUCAUUGCAAACGUACUUUGGUAUCGCCAAGAAUCUGGCUAUGAUGAUACUGAAUCAAAAGGACAGCAAGCGCCACAGCCGUUAUUGGUUGACCGCGUGGAAUUGACAAUCGAAGCAUGCGAUCCAGUCUCUGUCACCAAGCAUGUGGCAGAUCAAGCACGAUGGAUGUGUGGGUUGGAAGACGGAUUAGCAUUAUCGACGGUGCUGCAGUAUCCGCAAAACGCAAAGGGGGCUUGGAGAAUGUACAUUACCUCGCUCAAACUUCAAAUACAUGCAAUGUGGCUAGCUUUGACGUCAUUAGCCGAAACAUUUGGAUUUUAA